This is a messenger RNA of Artibeus jamaicensis (Jamaican fruit-eating bat), 2139 nucleotides long. It is a transcript of the gene SLC22A12, whose product is annotated as solute carrier family 22 member 12. Gene Ontology annotation, cellular component: membrane. The record is from RefSeq and is a predicted model, not a curated record. NCBI's taxonomy places the organism in Eukaryota, Metazoa, Chordata, Mammalia, Chiroptera, Phyllostomidae. The transcript has 11 exons. Gene Ontology annotation, biological process: transmembrane transport. Gene Ontology annotation, molecular function: transmembrane transporter activity. Bases 272 to 1933 code for a protein of 553 amino acids.
GUCCCAAAUUCAUCUUCUCCCUGUGAUCCAGGGUCCCCUGCAUCUCUGGGGAACUUCCAGGAACUUCAGGGUUAUCACACCCAGCCUCAGGUCCCAGGUGCAGCCAAUCAGAGUGACCGUGGCUGGGGGGAGCCCCAGAGCGCCUGGCCAGGAGUCAGCGAGGUGGAGGGGCCCUUGCUGCCGCCAGGGAAGCAGGUCCUCGGGGUGGGGUCCUUGGCACUGAGCUAACCGGUGUGACGCAGGAACCUCCUCUGGUCCCCUGAGGAGCUCCAUGGCCUUUUCGGAACUCCUGGACCAAGUGGGCAGCCUGGGCUGGUUCCAGGGUCUCCAGACAGUGGCCUUGGUGGUCCCCAUCAUGUGGCUCAACACUCACAACUUGGUGGACAACUUCUCGGGCGCUGUGCCCAGCCACCGCUGCUGGGUGCCCCUCCUGGACAACAGCACUGCCCAGGCCAGUGGCCCCGAGGCCCUGGGCCCUGAGGCCCUCCUGGCUGUGUCCAUCCCACUGGGGCCCAACCACGGGCCCCACCAGUGUCGCCGCUUCCGCCACCCUCAGUGGCAGCUCCUGGACCCCAACGCCACAGCCACCAACUGGAGCGAGGCAGCCACAGAGCCCUGCGUGGACGGCUGGGUCUACGACCGCAGCACCUUCACCUCCACCAUUGUGGCCGAGUGGGACCUGGUGUGUGACUCCCAGGUCCUGAAGACCAUGUCCCAGUCCAUCUUCCUGGCCGGGGUCCUGGUGGGAGCCGCCAUCUUUGGCAGAGUCUCUGAUAGGUAUGGGCGCAGGCUGGUGCUGACCUGGAACUACCUGCUCAUGGCCGUGUGGGGCACAGCAGCAGCCUUUGCCCCAACCUUCUCCAUGUACUGCCUGUUCCGCUUCCUGGUGGCCAUGGGCUCUGCAGGCGUUAUGAACAACACUGCCAUUCUCAUGAUGGAGUGGAUGUCUGAGCAAGCACGAACCUUGGCGAUGACUUUCAACGCCCUGGGCUACAGCUUGGGGAUGGUGCUGUUGGCCGCGAUGGCCUAUGGUCUGCGCGACUGGACGCUGCUGCAGCUGGCCCUCUCUGUCCCCUUCUUCCUCUUCUUUGUGUACUCCUGGUGGCUGGCAGAGUCAGCAAGAUGGCUCCUCAUCACAGGCAGGCUGGAGAAGGGCUUGCGGGAGCUGCAGAGGGUGGCCGCCAUCAACGGGAAGAAGGCAGUGCGGGAUGCACUGACCAAGGAGGUCUUGCUCUCAGCCCUACAGGAGGAGCUCAGCGUGAGCCAGGCUCCCACCGGCCUAGGCACCCUGCUUUGCACGCCUGGACUGCGCCUCCGCACUUGUGCCUCCACUCUGUGCUGGUUUGCCUUUGGCUUCACCUUCUAUGGCCUGGCCUUGGACCUGCAGACCCUGGACAGCAACAUCUUCCUGUUCCAGGUCCUCAUUGGCGUCCUUGACAUUCCAGCCAAGAUAGGUUCCCUGAUGCUGCUGAGGUGUGUGGGCCGCCGCACCAUACAGGCAGCAUCUCUGGUGCUGGCAGGGCUCUGCAUCCUGGCCAACGUGCUGGUGCCCCUCGAGAUGAGGUACCUGCGUUCAGCCCUAGCCGUGCUGGGGCUUGAGUGUAUAGGUGUCGCCUUCACCUGCAUCACUAUCUACAGUGGGGAGCUCUUCCCCACUGUGCUCAGGAUGACCGCGUUGGGCCUGGGCCAGGUCGCGGCCCGCGGGGGAGCCAUGCUGGGGCCUCUGAUGCGGCUGCUGGGCAAACACCACCCCACACUGCCCCUGCUGGUGUACGGGACUGUGCCUGUGCUGAGUGGCCUGACUGCACUGCUGCUGCCCGAGACCCAGAGCCUGCCACUGCCUGAUACCAUCCAAGAUGUGCAGAACCAGGCAGUGAAGAAGGCAACAGCCCGCACCCGGAAGCAUCCUGUUGUGAAAUCCACGCAGUUUUAAUCUCCCCUCAAGAAGAACUUUCUGUCCUCUGCAGAAGGCAGGAACCCGAGGCCCAGCCCGAGGAUAGAAUGGAACCUGUACCCACAGCUGGGGCCACAUGCCUGUGUCCCACACCGCCAACCUGGGAGCCCCCAGAGGGUUGAGAUGUCCUCAGCUGCCACACAGAGCCAGCAGAGGAUCAUCGGUGGGAGGGUGGAAAGAGGGUG